Molecule: messenger RNA, 9207 nt
Organism: Megalops cyprinoides (Indo-Pacific tarpon)
Lineage: Eukaryota; Metazoa; Chordata; Actinopteri; Elopiformes; Megalopidae
Gene: acaca
Product: acetyl-CoA carboxylase alpha
Exons: 54
Coding region: 222-7319 (2365 amino acids)
Biological process (GO): fatty acid biosynthetic process
Molecular function (GO): ATP binding; metal ion binding; acetyl-CoA carboxylase activity
Source: RefSeq, a predicted model, not a curated record
ACUCUGAUGUUGCUGUCAAAGGGUCUGCCCUAAGCCGUACCAGCUCACCGUAAUAUGGUUUUGUCAUCACCAGGAAAUAAAAUGUACUUACACCUGAACUGAAUUAUUUAAAUAAUAACUCCCCUGGACGACCAGCCAUUCAGGAUUGCUUGCCGAUUUAUAUCUCACGCGUCCGCCUCCUGAUUUCCACAGUUUUCGGAGCCUGCCAGGGUCGCGCCGAUAUGGCAGAGCAGGAUACGCCCGCCAAGAAGCCGCCCGCCGUGGCCGCCCUGCACUCCCACUUCAUCAUCGGCUCGGUGUCGGAGGAGAACUCGGAGGACGAGAUCCUGGGCAAAACGGAAAUGCAGCUGGAGGAGAAGGAGAGGUCCCUGUCGCCGUCGUCCGUCAGCUCGGACAGCUUGUACGAGCUGGGCUUCGACAGCAUGGACGGGCCCAACAUGCACAACAUGAGGCCCAGUAUGUCAGGGCUGCACCUGGUCAAGCAAGGCCGUGAACGGCGGCGUAUAGACCUGCAGAGGGACUUCACCGUGGCCUCGCCCGCUGAGUUUGUCACCAGGUUCGGGGGUAACAAAGUCAUCGAGAAGGUCCUCAUCGCCAACAACGGGAUCGCGGCGGUCAAGUGCAUGCGCUCCAUCCGCCGCUGGGCCUACGAGAUGUUCCGGAAUGAGCGCGCCAUCCGCUUCGUCGUCAUGGUGACGCCGGAGGACCUGAAGGCCAACGCCGAGUACAUUAAGAUGGCAGACCACUACGUGCCUGUGCCAGGAGGGACCAACAACAACAACUACGCUAAUGUGGAGCUCAUUCUGGACAUUGCCAAGCGUAUACCCGUGCAGGCCGUCUGGGCGGGCUGGGGCCACGCUUCCGAGAACCCCAAACUUCCAGAGCUGCUGCACAAGAACGGCAUCGCUUUCAUGGGUCCCCCCAGCCAGGCCAUGUGGGCGCUUGGGGACAAGAUCGCCUCGUCCAUCGUGGCCCAGACUGCUGGAAUCCCCACGCUGCCCUGGAGCGGGGCAGGGCUGACGGUGGAGUGGACCGAGACCGACCUGAAGAAGGGGAUCAUCAAUGUCCCUCCAGAGCUGUACGAGCAAGGCUGCAUCCAGGAUGUGGAGGACGGGCUGAAGGCCGCAGAGAAGGUGGGCUACCCGGUGAUGGUCAAGGCCUCUGAGGGGGGCGGAGGAAAAGGGAUCCGGAAGGUCAACAGCGCAGACGACUUCCCCAACCUGUUCAGACAGGUCCAGACGGAGGUGCCUGGCUCUCCCAUCUUCGUUAUGCGGCUGGCCAAGCACGCCCGCCACCUGGAGGUGCAGAUCCUGGCGGACCAGUAUGGCAACGCCAUCUCGCUCUUCGGCCGUGACUGCUCCGUGCAGCGGCGCCACCAGAAGAUCAUCGAGGAGGCCCCCGCCACCAUCGCCACCUCUGACGUGUUCGAGGACAUGGAGAAGUGUGCUGUGAAGCUGGCGAAGAUGGUGGGCUAUGUGAGCGCGGGCACGGUGGAGUACCUGUACAGCCAGGACGGCAGCUUCUACUUCCUGGAGCUCAACCCCCGUCUGCAGGUGGAGCACCCCUGCACUGAAAUGGUGGCGGACGUCAACCUGCCCGCCGCCCAGCUGCAGAUCGCCAUGGGGAUCCCCCUCCAUCGGAUAAAGGACAUCCGCAUGCUGUACGGGGUGCAGCCCUGGGGAGACACACCCGUCGACUUCGAGGGCCUGUCCACAACCCCCUCUCCCCGGGGCCACGUUAUCGCUGCCCGAAUCACCAGCGAGAACCCCGACGAGGGGUUCAAGCCCAGCUCGGGCACGGUGCAGGAGCUGAACUUCCGCAGCAACAAGAACGUGUGGGGCUACUUCAGCGUGGCGGCCGCCGGCGGGCUGCACGAGUUCGCCGACUCGCAGUUCGGCCACUGCUUCUCCUGGGGGGAGAACCGGGAGGAGGCCAUCUCUAACAUGGUGGUGGCCCUGAAGGAGCUGUCAAUCCGAGGGGACUUCAGGACCACAGUAGAGUACCUCAUUAAACUGCUGGAGACCGAGAGCUUCCAGCACAACAGUAUCGACACAGGCUGGCUGGACCGGCUCAUUGCAGAGAAGAUGCAGGCCGAGCGGCCGGACACCAUGCUGGGCAUAGUGAGCGGAGCUCUCCAUGUGGCCGACGUCAACCUCAGGAACAGCGUCUCCAACUUCCUGCACUCUCUGGAAAGGGGCCAGGUGCUGCCGGCCCAUACCCUGCUGAACACGGUGGAUGUGGAGCUCAUCUACGAGGGCACCAAGUACGUGCUGAAGGUGACACGCCAGUCGCCCAACUCCUACGUGGUGAUCAUGAACAGCUCCUACGUGGAGGUGGAUGUGCACCGGCUCAGCGACGGUGGCCUGCUGCUCUCCUACGAUGGCAGCAGCUACACCACCUACAUGAAGGAGGAGGUGGACAGGUACCGCAUCACCAUCGGGAACAAGACGUGUGUGUUCGAGAAGGAGAAUGACCCGUCGCUGCUGCGCUCGCCCUCGGCGGGGAAGCUCAUCCAGUACACCGUGGAGGACGGCGGCCACGUGUUCGCCGGCCAGUGCUACGCCGAGAUCGAGGUGAUGAAGAUGGUGAUGACGCUGACGGCGGCGGAGUCGGGCUGCAUACACUACGUGAAGCGGGCGGGGGCGGUGCUGGAACCGGGCUGCGUCAUCGCCAAGCUGCAGCUGGACGACCCCAGCAGGGUGCAGCAGGCGGAGCUGCACACGGGGGCCCUGCCCAGUAUCCAGUCUGUGGCCCUGAGGGGUGAGAAGCUGCACAGGGUCUUCCACAACACGCUGGACCACCUGCUGCACAUCAUGAACGGGUUCUGCCUGCCCGAGCCCUUCUUCAGCACCAAGCUGAAGGAGUGGGUGGAGAGGCUGAUGAAGACCCUGCGGGACCCCUCCUUACCCCUGCUGGAGCUGCAGGACAUCAUGACCAGCGUUUCGGGACGCAUCCCCCCGGCCGUGGAGAAGGCCAUCAAGAAGGAGAUGGCCCAGUACGCCAGCAACAUCACCUCCGUGCUCUGCCAGUUCCCCAGCCAGCAGAUCGCGAACAUCCUUGACAGCCACGCCGCCACGCUGAACCGCAAGUCCGAGCGUGAGGUCUUCUUCAUGAACACGCAGAGCAUCGUGCAGCUGGUGCAGAAGUACCGCAGUGGCAUCCGCGGGCACAUGAAGGCGGUGGUGAUGGACCUGCUCAGGCAGUACCUGAAGGUGGAGGUGCAGUUCCAGAGCGGACACUACGACAAGUGUGUGUUCACGCUGCGGGAGGAGAACAAGGGCGACAUGGCCAACGUGCUGAACUACAUCUUCUCGCACGCCCAGGUCACCAAGAAGAACCUGCUGGUCACCAUGCUGAUCGUUUGUUUCUCUGUUCUCCAGGACCAGCUGUGCGGCCGCGACCCCACACUGACCGACGAGCUGAUGGCCAUCCUGACCGAGCUGACCCAGCUCAGUAAGACCACCAACGCCAAGGUGGCGCUGCGGGCCCGACAGGUGCUGAUUGCCUCUCACCUGCCCUCGUACGAGCUCCGGCACAACCAGGUGGAGUCCAUCUUCCUCUCCGCCAUCGAUAUGUACGGGCACCAGUUCUGCAUCGAAAACCUGCAGAAACUGAUCCUGUCGGAGACCUCCAUCUUUGACGUGCUGCCCAACUUCUUCUAUCACAGCAACCAGGUUGUCAGGAUGGCCGCGCUUGAGGUGUAUGUGCGCAGAGCUUACAUCGCCUACGAGCUCAACAGCGUCCAGCACCGCCAGCUGAAGGACAACACCUGCAUCGUGGAGUUCCAGUUCAUGCUGCCCACCUCCCACCCCAACAGAGGGAACAUCCCCACUCUAAACAGGAUGUCGUUCUCCUCCAACCUGAACCACUACGGCAUGGUGCACGUGGCCAGCGUGAGCGACGUGCUGCUGGACACCUCCUUCACCCCGCCCUGCCAGCGCAUGGGCGCCAUGGUCUCCUUCCGCUCCUUCCAGGAGUUCACCAGGAACAUCAGCGACGUGAUGAGCUGCUUCUCCGACUCCCCUCCCCCGAGCCCCACUUUCCCAGAGGGAGGGAACCCCGUGCUGUACGGAGAGGAGGACAGUAAGAGCGCCCAGGAAGAGCCCAUUCACAUCCUCAACGUGGCCAUCAAGACCGACAGCGAUAUCGACGACGACGGUCUGGCCAGCAUGUUCAGAGAGUUCACCCAGUCCAAGAAAUCGCUGCUGUUCGAGCAUGGCAUCCGCAGGCUGACCUUCCUUGUGGCUCAAAAGCAGGAUUUCAGAAAGCAGGUCAACUGUGAGGUGGAUCAGAGAUUCCAUAGAGAGUUUCCCAAGUUUUUCACCUUCCGGGCCAGAGACAAGUUUGAGGAGGACCGCAUCUACCGGCACCUGGAGCCGGCGCUGGCCUUCCAGCUGGAGCUGAACCGCAUGCGCAACUUUCAACUGACCGCCAUCCCCUGCGCCAAUCACAAGAUGCACCUGUACCUGGGCGCCGCCCGCGUGGAGGUCGGCACUGAGGUCACAGACUACCGCUUCUUCGUCCGCGCCAUCAUCCGCCACUCGGACCUGGUGACCAAGGAGGCUUCCUUUGAGUACCUGCACAAUGAGGCCGAGAGGCUGCUGCUGGAGGCCAUGGACGAGCUGGAGGUGGCCUUCAACAACACCACCGUCCGCACCGACUGCAACCACAUCUUCCUCAACUUUGUGCCCACUGUCAUCAUGGACCCCUCUAAGAUCGAGGAGUCUGUGCGCUCCAUGGUGAUGCGAUACGGCAGCCGGCUCUGGAAGCUGCGUGUCCUGCAGGCCGAGCUGAAGAUCAACAUCCGCCUGACGCCCACCGGCAAGCAGAUCCCCAUCCGCCUCUUCCUCACCAACGAGUCCGGCUACUACCUGGACAUCAGCCUGUACAAGGAGGUCACCGACUCCCGCACGGGACAGGUGGGGCCCAAAGACAGACAGAUCAUGUUCCAGGCGUACGGGGACAAGCAGGGCCCCCUACACGGCAUGCUGAUCAACACGCCCUACGUCACCAAGGACCUGCUGCAGUCCAAACGCUUCCAGGCCCAAUCGCUGGGCACCACCUACGUCUACGACUUCCCCGAGAUGUUCAGACAGGCUCUGAGGAAGCUGUGGCAAUCCACUGAGGCCUACGCCCACCUGCCCAAGUGCCCUCUGCCCUCCGAGCUGCUGACCUUCACAGAGCUGGUCCUGGACUCACAGGGGCAGCUGGUGCAGAUGAACCGCCUGCCCGGGGGGAACGAGAUCGGCAUGGUGGCGUGGCGGAUGACCCUCAGGACGCCUGAGUACCCGGCGGGGCGCGAGGUCAUCGUAAUCAGCAAUGACAUCACCCACAAGAUCGGCUCGUUCGGGCCGCAGGAGGAUGUGCUGUUCCAGCAGGCCUCGGAGAUGGCCCGGGAGAGCGGCAUUCCCCGCAUCUACAUCGCCGCCAACAGCGGGGCCCGCAUCGGCCUGGCCGAGGAGAUCCGCCACAUGUUCCACGUGGCCUGGCAGGACCCCGCUGACCCCUACAAGGGCUUCAAGUACCUGUACCUCACACCUCAGGACUACAAGAAGGUGUCGGCGUUGAACUCGGUGCACUGUGAGCACGUGGAGGAUGAAGGCGAGUCCAGGUACAAGAUCACUGACAUCAUCGGGAAGGAGGAGGGCCUCGGGGUGGAGAACCUGAGGGGUUCUGGGAUGAUCGCGGGCGAGUCCUCGCUGGCCUACGAGGAGGUCAUCACUAUGAACCUGGUGACGUGUCGGGCCAUCGGGAUCGGGGCGUACCUGGUCAGGCUGGGCCAGAGGACCAUCCAGGUGGAGAACUCCCACAUCAUCCUCACUGGGGCUGGAGCUCUCAACAAGGUGCUCGGCAGAGAAGUGUACACCUCCAACAACCAGCUGGGCGGCAUCCAGAUCAUGCAUAACAACGGCGUGACGCACAGCACGGUCUGUGACGACUUCGAGGGCGUCUACACCCUGCUGCAGUGGCUGUCCUACAUGCCCAAGUGCAACUCCAGCCCUGUGCCAAUCCUCAAUGCCAAAGACCCCAUCGACCGGCCCGUGGAAUUCGUGCCCACCAAGGCGCCCUACGACCCCCGCUGGAUGUUGGCGGGACGCCCUAGCCAGAGUACCAAGGGUCAGUGGCUGAGUGGCUUCUUUGAUUAUGGCUCUUUCCUGGAGAUCAUGCAGCCGUGGGCACAGAGUGUGGUGGUGGGCAGAGCCAGGCUGGGCGGGAUACCCACUGGAGUGGUCGCUGUGGAAACCAGGACUGUGGAGCUGUCGAUCCCAGCUGACCCGGCUAACCUGGACUCGGAAGCCAAGAUCAUCCAGCAGGCGGGUCAGGUGUGGUUCCCGGACUCGGCCUUCAAGACAGCGCAGGCCAUCAAGGACCUGAACCGCGAGGGGCUGCCGCUCAUCGUGUUCGCCAACUGGAGGGGCUUCUCCGGGGGCAUGAAAGACAUGUACGACCAGGUGCUGAAAUUUGGGGCCUACAUCGUGGACGGCCUGCGGGAGUACCGUCAGCCCGUGCUGGUCUACAUCCCGCCCCAGGCUGAGCUCCGGGGAGGCUCCUGGGUGGUCAUCGACCCCACCAUCAACCCGCGACACAUGGAAAUGUACGCCGACAAAGACAGCCGGGGUGGGGUGCUGGAGCCAGAGGGGACAGUGGAGAUCAAAUUCCGCAGGAAGGACCUGGUGAAGACCAUGAGGCGCGUGGACCCGGUCUACAUGAGCCUGGCGGAGAGGCUGGGCACUCCCGAGCUGAGCACCCCAGAGCGCAAGGAGCUGGAGGCCAAGCUGAAGGAGAGGGAGGAGUUCCUGCUGCCCAUCUACCACCAGGUGGCGGUGCAGUUCGCCGACCUCCACGACACCCCAGGGCGGAUGCAGGAGAAGGGAGUCAUAACGGACGUGCUGGAGUGGGGCACCUCGCGGCAGUUCUUCUACUGGCGCCUGCGGCGGCUGCUGCUGGAGGACACGGUGAAGAGGAAGAUCCAGUCGGCCAACAGCGAGCUGACGGACGGCCAGAUCCAGGCCAUGCUGCGCCGCUGGUUCGUGGAGGCCGAGGGCGCCGUCAAGGCGUACCUGUGGGACAGCAACGAGGAGGUGGUGGCCUGGAUGGAGAGGCAGCUGGCGGAGGAGGAGGGGGCCAGGUCCGUCAUCGAUGAGAACAUCAAGUACAUCCGCCGAGACCACAUCCUCAAGCAGAUCCGCAGCCUGGUCCAAGCCAACCCGGAGGUGGCCAUGGACUCCAUCGUGCACAUGACCCAGCACAUCUCGCCCACUCAGCGGGCUGAGGUGGUGCGCAUCCUGUCCACCAUGGACGCCCCCGCCUCCUCGUAGAGACCGCCCUCUGCCAAACAUUCGGGCUACUGCACACACGCACACACACGCACACACACGCACACACACACAUACACGCAUACCACAGAAGAGCCCCUGAGAUUCAUGUGCUGUGCUGGAAACUGGGGCUGGAGGAGCCAACAUGGUGCCCAUGGAGGGCUUUAGCUUUAGAGACAGUGCUGCCCUUGACGAUGUAACCCAUUGGCUAUGAUCCUGGAGGGAGAGUGAGAUGUGGCUGGACUCUCCUAGAGGGCUGACUGCCUUGGGGAAAAACUGCAGUGGAUCCAUAAUCUGGUGCACAUUUAAAACAUAUUGCAGAUGUGUUUAGAGUUUAUAUUGUACUCAUACAUGUACAUGUACACAGUCAAGUGAGAUGUUUUUUUUCCUUCUUUCUUGAAGUGCAAUUUUAACAUGUAUAAGAACACUGAACCGCAAAACCCUGUAGAGAUAAUCACUAUAAACGGAAGAGUAACGGCAAUGCCAACGUGUAGGGAUGGUGUGGUUUCAUUUUAUAUUUCAGCCCGCUGAAGCAAAGCCCAUUCUUCAAGCAGGAGGCAGGACUCGCCCGUGUCAUUAAAUAUAGCAAGAGCCACUUCACCUAUAGGGGGAGGCCACAGCAAAAAAAAAAAAAAAAAUGGAAAUGAGGGAAAUAUUUUAUUUCCAAAAGAGGUGCUUGUGGGUUUUAAGCAUGCAGUGAUCUCAAAUCUGGACAUCAAUGACAGCAGGGAUGCGAUAUUAUGGAGUAGGGAGCAUGACUCCCGGAGACUGGAGCACCUUUAGAUGGAGCACUUAAUUGAUGAUCAAACAGGGAAAGAGUAAACAAGCAGAAUUUUUGGUGGGGUAAUCAAAGCCCACAGAGGGCCUGGCACAGCACCAAGUAAACACACACGCACACGAUGCUCUAAUUGGUUUAUGGUGCAGUGGUUGUUAGGCAAAAAUAAUCCUCGUUUUCCCUCUAAUCAGAUACGCGUUUGCCAAAUGGCAUGAAUUUCCCCCCACAAUUAUUUUUUUUAAACAAACUAUCAAAUAAUAUAUUUUAAACACACAUAAUAAGAUGCAAUUAAAUAACUAAUUUAUUAAAUGUCUAUCAUGAUAACGACAAGCAGAUGCAUUCUCAUGUGUACCGUGAUGCAGUCGUAGCUAAACGUGCCCCUCACCCCCCCUCUGUAGAACAAUCCAUUGGUGGUCUUUUGCAUUUGUGAUAUACUGUACAUAAUAUCCAUUUGGUGACUUUCAUUGGUGACUUUACAGAGUACAAAGGAAAUACUAACAUGUAACUAUCAUGCUUCUAGGCUUCUAGUUCCAUGACCCAAAGUGCAGGUGAGAAUUGCGAAGAUGGCUAAAGGGUAUAUGAGAGUAUUCCGCAGAAUGGCCAGCUGAGAAAUCGGUGGGAGAACAGGUCGAGGCCCAGUGGGCUGAACCCAAGUGUUUGUCCCUGUUGGUUCAAGUUGAGCAUGAGGCUGAUUAUGGCUGUAAUGUACAGUUGUGGGAGUGGGGCGGGGCAAGUAUGUUCACCGGUAGUGUCCACCACUAUAUGGGCAGUACUGCCUCUCCCUCUUCUCUCAUUGGCUUAAGGCUUUUUUACGAGUGAUGGCAACCGUGUCUGCUGGACAGCCUAUCCAUUGUAUCAAACUCAAAUGAUACUUCAUUCGAUUAAAGGUCAAUGAUGCCUUUUUCUUGUUUCCUUUAUCCUUGCCUGAUGUCUGAAGGGCAACGGAGUGGCAUUAUAAGGUGACUUCACGCACAGUGAUGUGUUAGUCUGUCUCGAUGUUAAGUAGUCUUGUGUCAAAAGAGGUGGCUUGUUUCAUGCCAGAGCUGGGAGGAGGAGUUUGUGUGUUUACUGUGGCAAAUCCAGUUACCUCAAACUGUCAUAUUAAUAAAGGCAAGU